Saccharomyces eubayanus is the source of this 1287-nucleotide messenger RNA. RefSeq names its product glutamate 5-kinase (gene PRO1). NCBI's taxonomy places the organism in Eukaryota, Fungi, Ascomycota, Saccharomycetes, Saccharomycetales, Saccharomycetaceae. Gene Ontology annotation, cellular component: cytosol; cytoplasm. Gene Ontology annotation, molecular function: glutamate 5-kinase activity; RNA binding; ATP binding. The record is from RefSeq and is a predicted model, not a curated record. The transcript has a single exon. The coding region runs from base 1 to 1287 and encodes 428 amino acids.
AUGGAGAAUACUACUGAGAACAAAUCGUAUACUUUAGUAAUUAAACUGGGUUCUUCAUCCUUAGUCGAUGAGAAGACCAAAGAGCCUAAGCUGGCCAUCAUGUCACUUAUCGUCGAGACUGUAGUCAGACUGAGAAGAAUGGGACACAAAGUCAUUAUUGUUUCCAGUGGUGGUAUUGCUGUCGGUUUGAGGACCAUGCAUAUGGAUAAAAGACCAAAACAUUUGGCGGAAGUUCAAGCUAUCGCAGCUAUUGGGCAAGGUAGGUUGAUCGGGAGAUGGGAUCUUUUAUUUUCCCAAUUCGACCAACGUAUUGCUCAAAUUUUAAUAACAAGAAAUGAUAUAUUGGACUGGACCCAAUAUAAGAAUGCCCAAAACACAAUUAAUGAACUGUUGAAUAUGGGGGUUGUUCCUAUUGUUAAUGAAAAUGACACUUUAUCCGUUAGUGAGAUUAAAUUUGGUGACAAUGACACUUUAUCUGCAAUCACGUCGGCUUUGAUCGGUGCAGACUAUCUUUUCUUAUUGACAGACGUGGACUGUUUAUAUACUGAUAAUCCAAGAACAAACCCAGAUGCUAUGCCAAUUUUGGUUGUCCCAGAUCUGUCCAAGGGUUUACCAGGCGUGAACACCACUGGCGGUUCAGGCUCAGAUGUUGGCACUGGUGGUAUGGAAACAAAAUUGGUUGCUGCUGAUUUGGCAACAAAUGCGGGUGUUCAUACACUGAUCAUGAAAAGUGAUACCCCUGCAAACAUAGGAAAGAUUGUAGAAUACAUGCAAACUCUAGAUCUUGAUGAUGUGAAUAAGGUCAAAAAGGCGUACGAUGGUGAUUUAAAGGAACUACAAAAAACAGAACUCAAAAAAUUACAAGCCCUUGGCGUCCCAUUGCAUACAAAGUUCAUUGCUAAUGACAAUAAACACCAUCUGAAAAACAGAGAGUUUUGGAUUUUGCACGGCCUUGUUUCUAAAGGUGCUAUUGUUAUUGACCAAGGGGCAUGUGCUGCCUUGACAAGAAAGAAUAAAGCUGGGCUGUUGCCGGCGGGUGUUAUUGAUGUUCAGGGUACUUUCCAUGAGUUAGAAUGUGUUGAUAUAAAAGUGGGGAGAAAGUUGCCAAAUGGUGAAAUAGACCCAGAAUUUCCUUUGCAAACUGUCGGCAAGGCAAGAUGUAACUACACUAGUACAGAACUAACGAAAAUUAAAGGUCUGCACAGCGACCUAAUCGAGGAAGAGUUAGGUUAUAGUGACAGUGAAUAUGUCGCACAUAGAGAAAAUUUGGCAUUCCCACCUCAUUGA